AUGUCUUGGGGGCCAGAAAGGGGGCUGGAGCGCCGGUUCCCCACCCCAGACAAAAGCUCUUUCCCAUGGCAUUGCGCAUCCCCACCGACCCCAGGUUCCCCGCGGGGCUACCCGCGCCGACCGGACUCCCUUCCGUUCUGCUCAGCACCGAGGUCCGGGGCAAGUUCAGCAGGGGACCCCCAGACGGCUGUGGCACAGGAGUUGGUGCUGAGCGAAACUGACUUGGGCCGCAUCUCAGAAUUCCUGCCCCAGCGAAGGCCGCCGGGGUUCAGGUGGGCCCUGCCGGCGCGGCAGGCCCCACGCCCGGACCCUGCGGCCUCGCCCUCUCCUUUGUUCCGGCUUAGGCGGGCCAGGCAGGCUGCCGGCUUGGUGAGAGCAUGGUUGUAUUUGGCAAACCAUGGCACCAUCUCGGGGUGCUUCUUUGUAGCCACUCAACUCGAUGCUCAUUUUUUAAAUGAUCUGCAUAUGAGAGGGGGAGAUGACUGUCUGCCUAGGGCCCCCUCGGUUGCCCUAAGCUCUCUAAACCUGCACCCCCCCAACCCCCAAACCCGGAAACCUGUCCAGCCUGCGCUCUCUGCAUGCCCUCUCAGGCCCCCGGCCUCAGACCGCUAG
This is a messenger RNA of Rangifer tarandus platyrhynchus (Svalbard reindeer), 612 nucleotides long. The record is from the annotation of a GenBank genome assembly. Lineage: Eukaryota; Metazoa; Chordata; Mammalia; Artiodactyla; Cervidae.